Molecule: messenger RNA, 1941 nt
Organism: Penicillium egyptiacum
Lineage: Eukaryota; Fungi; Ascomycota; Eurotiomycetes; Eurotiales; Aspergillaceae
Source: the annotation of a GenBank genome assembly
AUGACUUUCACUUUCAAUCAGAAUGUCUCGGCACAACAGCUGGCUGACAUCCUACCGAACGGUGUCGCCAUCCUCAACCACCGAUAUGAACUGGUCUCCGUGAAUCGCCGGUUCCGUGAACUCAUCCCAUGCCCCAGUCUCAACUUCUCUGAGUGUUGGUUACGCUCGGUCCAUCCAGACGACUACGACCGGGUGGCCACUGGGUAUCGGGAGGUUGCGACCUCCAAACAACCGCUACGUUUUGAAUACCACGCGCGUGACCCGGACUCAAUUUGGUGUGUCAUGACAUUGGAUCGGCUGGAUGAUAAAGAUGUACAAUGCUUUGGGCUAGGCGACGGUGGCGUGUUCAUCUGUACAAUUGCAGAUAUAACCCCGGAGAAACAGGCAGAGCUUCUACAGAGGCAGGCUGCAGAAGAGGCACAGGAACGCAAGAAGCAACAAGAGCGAUUCAUCGAUAUGAUCAGCCAUGAAAUUCGCAAUCCCUUGUCUGCGAUCGCACAUUGCACGGAGGAUAUCCAAGAGGCAAUUUAUAACAAGAAGCCGGAUGACAUCUCGGUCACGAGCAUCACUGAGGCAGCCGAGACAAUCAGUCUCUGCAUCAAGCAUCAAAAGAAAAUCGUCAAUGACGUUCUCACCUUUUCGAAGCUUGAUGCGUCGAUGCUGCCGCUAUCGCCACAAAAGGUCCAGCCAAAGCGACAUCUCACCAUUCCGAUGUCAAUAUUCCGACCCGAGCUCCGAAAGCACAGAAUCCAUUUCGAAUACAAGGCCGAUGUCUCCUAUGCCGAAUGCGGCAUUGAUUGGGUCAUGGCAGACCUAGACCGAAUGGGCCAGGUUCUCGUGAACAUACUCUCGAAUGCUAUCAAAUUUACAGCCCAAUCGGAGGGUCAGCGAUCGAUCCUAGUCUCAGUGGGUGCUUCGAUUGAGCGUCCACCUUCGUAUCCGCCAAACAUUGUCUUCUUCGAUUCAGGUGAAUCAGCGCUUCGCCAAGACGGUACUAAUACUUCCGAGUGGGGAAAUGGCGAAGUUGCGUAUAUCAUGGUCGCCGUCAAGGACUCCGGUAUUGGGGUCACCGAGCAAGCCCAGAAACGACUCUUUGAACGGUUCAAUCAAGCAACCCCAAAGACCGAAAGCAUCUACGGUGGCUCUGGCCUUGGGCUCAACGUGUGUAGGAAACUCUGCCACUUACAUGGGGGCGAGAUUGGCGUGAGCUCCAAGAAAUGUCACGGAAGCACGUUUGGAUUCUUUUUCAAAGUACGCAGAACAACCAACGAGUCUGGUGAAGGGGAUCGGAGUCUUGAGAUUUCUGCAGUCGAUAAACUGUGCGUUGAUAUCGAGUCAUUGGGCAAUCAAAUGCGCCAUGUCAAUGAAACGACGGAAGAACCCCAGAUGUCGGAAAGCCCCCCUGAAGAUAUUGUCUUUGAGGCACAGCCAGGUGGCCCGAGGGACGCAAACACAAUUCACACCCACAGUAUAGCCCGCGAGGUCGAGAACGAGCGGAUCAAGCGAGCGGAUCAGAAUACUCCGGACCACGAGAAACCAACCGGGGACGGUCAGCGUAUUCUUUUAGUUGAGGAUAACGUUAUCAACAGGCGAAUAAUAUCUCGCAAGUUGAAUGCACUGGGGUUCAACAUAUCGGAAGCGAGCAACGGGCAAGAUGCUGUGGAUGCGAAUAGACACGACCCAUUCGAUUGCAUUCUCAUGGACCAGCAGAUGCCUGUGAUGGAUGGCAACUGUGCCGCGAGAACAAUUCGUGACAUUGAAAAGGAACGCGGAGGACAUGUACCCAUUCUAGGAGUCACCGCGAAUGUCAGAGACGCACAACAAACGGAAAUGAUCGGUGCUGGAAUGGAUGAUAUAAUCCACAAGCCUUAUGGGACUCAUGAGCUUGUUGAAAAGAUCAAGCGCUUGCUUUCUAAAGGAACCGAUAACAACGCGAGUUAA